Melanotaenia boesemani (Boeseman's rainbowfish) is the source of this 3167-nucleotide messenger RNA. It is a transcript of the gene bhlhe41, whose product is annotated as basic helix-loop-helix family, member e41. The transcript is spliced from 5 exons. The record is from RefSeq and is a predicted model, not a curated record. Gene Ontology annotation, molecular function: DNA-binding transcription factor activity, RNA polymerase II-specific; RNA polymerase II cis-regulatory region sequence-specific DNA binding; protein dimerization activity. Bases 273 to 1520 code for a protein of 415 amino acids. Lineage: Eukaryota; Metazoa; Chordata; Actinopteri; Atheriniformes; Melanotaeniidae. Gene Ontology annotation, cellular component: nucleus. Gene Ontology annotation, biological process: anterior/posterior pattern specification; regulation of transcription by RNA polymerase II; regulation of neurogenesis.
ACACAAGGUCUAAUUACUGGACUUUGUGCUGGUGCAGCCUACACGUGAGACGGAAGCUGUUCCCAACUGGAGGCGCGCGUGCGCCCUAACCACUGAGCGAACGGCUUUGCAAAGUGGCAGCUCAGGGUUCUAUAGACAUCAUUCGCAAGCGCAGCUCCACUGGAGGACACGCUCUGUGCAGCAUCUCCCUCUCAGCCGUCCGUGUGAGAGUCGUGGAAUAACAAACAUUCCUCAGAGAAGCUCAGAACCGGAUCACCGGCAGCAGAGAAGUAAUGGAUGAAAGAAUACCGCAUUUACAGGACAGACAGUUCAUGGAGCACGCAGAUUUCCUAGGGGUGGAUUAUCCCCCGCUUUACAUGUGCAAAUCCAAACGAGGAAUAAAACGAGAAGAUGGUGGGAAGGACGCAUACAAGUUACCACACCGGUUGAUAGAGAAGAAGAGGAGAGACAGGAUCAACGAAUGUAUUGGUCAGCUGAAAGAUUUAUUACCCGAACAUCUGAAGUUGUCGACGCUCGGACAUUUGGAGAAAGCUGUUGUCCUGGAGUUGACAUUGAAACAUUUAAACGCACUGACUGCUGUCACUGAGCAGCAGCACCAAAAGAUUAUUGCUUUGCAGAAUGGUGACCGGUCGAUAAAAUCUCCCAUUCAUACCGAUCUGGAUGCAUUCCAUUCCGGGUUCCAGGCUUGUGCCAAGGAGGUCCUGCAGUACCUGAGUCAGUUUGAGAACUGGACUGCUCGAGAGCAGAGGUGCGCGGAGCUGAUCAACCACCUUCAUAAGGUGUUGGCGCAGUUCCAGUCUGGUACGCCACAGCUACAGCACCCGUUACCCGCCGGGGACGCACAAGAUGGUCAGAAAUCUGACAGCCAAGCCAACUGUGUCCCGGUCAUACAGAGGACCCAAGGAGGAGAACUUAACGAGAAUGACACAGACACGGACAGUGGAUACGGUGGUGAGGCUGAAAAGAGUGAUGGCAAGGAUAAAGAAUGUGAGCGCAACAAGGCGCAGGGACCCAAGGCAGUUAAGAUCAAACAAGAGUUUGGAGAUGAUCGAGCAGCUAAAAAACCAAAGAUGAGCUGGCCUGGGAACGGGGGUGCGGACCCCACCAGGCCCGAGCUGGCGUUUAUGAACUCUCUGAUGGGAAUAAGCAGUGUUGGACAGCAGACACCAGUUUGCAUGCCUUUUUACUUCAUCAACCCAUCAGCCGCGGCGUCUUAUAUGCCCUUUUUCGAUAAAAACAACAUUGAAAAGUACAUGUACCCAGCGGCAGCUGCCCUUGCGUCGCCUUUCCCAUGGUUAUAUCCUGCACAUGCGUCCGCAGCGGCGGCCGCAGCUGCCGCUGCUGCCGCUUUCCCCGGUUUGUCGCAUUUGGGAGCCUCCACUCAGUCCAAGGACUCCCACCCUGCAGACAACGACGAGUCACCCGAAGCUGAAACAUGCUCACCUGAGGAGUGCGAGGAAAGUCUUGCAAGUGACGACGGAGAGGGUGACGUAGGUGACAUCCCGAGAGAACAAGAAUAGUCCACAACAGCAGUUUACUGCGUGUCCCACGAGCUAAGAAGUCUGCGUACCUCUGCGUGCAUUCUGAAAAGGAGUUUAUGUGUUUCAAUUUUUUAAAUUAGGGUAGAAUGUGGGGUAUCACAGAAGAAUUUCCCAUGUACAGUAUCUUGGCGAUAUCUUGGGGGCAGUUGUGACUGCGCGUGCCUUUUGCACUUAUAUGCUCGAUUAAACAAUCUGAAUGACUAUCGACAAUGAUUGACACUUCAUAGCUGUGUUGUGCUGGAGUUAGUUGUUUUUUUAUCCUGUUUGAUAAAACAUUUUGACAUGGCAGCGUUGGUGCCAAAACUUUGAGUACCACAGCAGUGCGCAAUAUCCCAAUCAGUGAUUCUCUUUAGAUGUGUGAAGUUGCAACUGACCUCUGCCUAUGGCUAAAAACCUGGCACACUGGCUGUAAAUAUUACUUUGAAGGUAGUCUGAUUCAUCUAUGUGUAAAUGUGCACUAAAUGGUCCUACAGAAAUGCUCCUGGAAGUGUAAAGCUUCAUUACCUCAUUCUCAACUUUGCGUGGAGGACGGCGGUUGAAGCCGGUUGAGGGGGCACAUAAUUAUCCAGUUAACUGAAUGGUACCCACCUUCCAACAUGCAUAUCAUUUCUACCAUGAAGAACAGAUACAAAAUCAGAUAUUUUAGACAGAUAUUCACACACAUGAACUGAGUAAAGGGAGAGGUGUUGCACCUGAAUUCCUUCAACUCUUCUUUGCAGAAGUUUGCUUUGCAAAAGACAAAAAGCACUGACAUUAGACUGAAAAACUGGAGAAUGAGUUGUCUUGACCACAGUGGUAUGUCCCCUAGUUGAAGCAUUUCUACACAGAUAUGCAGUGACCUCCCAUACCUCCAGGAACAAUUGUAGGAUAGCACCUUAUUGAUCUUUGAUAUUGAAUGUACCAGUAUUUUCCCAGUUAAAGUUUCUAUGUAGGAUUAUCUUUACUAUUUGAGUAAGUUAAGUGCACUUUUUUCUCCUUUUAUUCUCCUCCCAGCAGUCACCUUAUCAUUCUGAAAGUCAAUCACUGUAGUUCUCUUUGAACCUCUCUAUUGUGUUGAGAUGUCUUUAGAAAAUAUUUAACUUUAUUAAAAAAAAGAUCAGAGUUGCUUUAUGAUAAUCCCCUGCAGUAAAAUGGCCAUUUAGUAAUUUUCCCAAUUUUACAAAACACUUCUUUCUAGCUCUUUCAUGAUAAAACCUGCAAACUUAUUCUACAUCAGUCCAUCAUUAUGUAAAACUGACUAAACUGGGAAAGAAACUGUGGUCAUUGCCAUGUUAAGAACUUUAUCUUGGCCUCUUUUCUAACUAAUUCCUGCAAGUGUAAUGUUGCUCUGCUUUUUUAAAGUUUCACAUGUGACUAAAUAGACAUCAUAUUCAUUGUAUUUUGCAUACACGACAAUGCUUUUGUAGUUGGUUUUGCUUAAGCUCUCUUAUCAACUGUUGUAAAAAAGUGGCAUGUAUGUUUGUAAAUAGUUUUUUGUGAAUAUACCAUUAAGUAUACAUGUCUGUCAAUGUUGUAGAGCUCUAUGGAUUUUUUAAAAAGAUUUAACUGAGCAACUGUUGCACAUUUCGUUAAUGCUUUACACAUAUGCUGUUCUAAAUUAUUGCAGAUGAGUUGUAAAAUAAAUAU